GCAAAAUUUUCUUGGAAAAGCGUCUUUUUCGAAGUUACAUUUGCAAAGGCGUUGUUACUGUUACGAUUGUAUAAAAUGCCGCAAACUGAUUUUAAAUUGUUUUUGAAAGAUUUCUUGGCUGGAGGUGUUUCUGCUGCAGUAGCUAAGACUGUCGUUGCACCUAUCGAACGAGUAAAGUUGAUUCUACAAGUUCAAGCAGCCAGCAAGCAAAUAUCGGAAGAAACGGCGUACAAAGGGUUAGGUUCAUUCACAUGAGCUAUGGGACAAGGACAACAUACUGGGCCUAUAAGGCAUGCUGGAUUGUUUCAUAAGAAUACCCAGAGAACAAGGAUUUCUCAGCUAUUGGAGAGGGAAUUUAGCCAACGUUAUUAGGUAUUUUCCCACACAGGCUUUGAAUUUUGCAUUUAAAGAUGUCUAUAAACAAAUCUUUAUGGAAGGCAUUGAUAAGAAGUUACAUUUUUGGAGGUAUUUUGCUGCAAAUUUAGCGUCUGGUGGAGCUGCAGGGGCAACUUCUUUGUGCUUUGUCUAUCCACUGGAUUACGCAAGAACUCGUUUGGGGGUUGACGUAGGAAAAAAUGUAGCAGAAAGGCAGUAUCUAGGACUGAUCGACUGUGUUGUUAAGACCUUCAAAUCAGAUGGACCUAUUGGCUUAUACAGAGGAUUCGUAGUUUCGGUUCAAGGAAUUAUCAUCUACAGAGCAGCAUAUUUUGGUUUCUUUGAUACAGCCAAGGGAAUGUUGCCUGAUCCCAGGAAUACCAGGUUUAUUGUUUCUUUCAUUAUUGCACAGAGUGUUACCACUGUAUCAGGUAUUCUGUCAUAUCCGUUCGACACAGUUAGGAGACGAAUGAUGAUGCAGUCAGGUCUUAAAAAGCACGAAGUCAUGUAUAAAAACACAAUGGAUUGCUGGGUGAAGAUCUUUAGAAACGAAGGGCCUGCUGCGUUUUUUAAGGGAGCGUUGUCUAAUGUUUUUCGUGGUAUGGGGGCUGCUUUAGUUCUAGUAUUUUAUGAUGAACUUAAGAUGUUAUUGUAAUAUUUAAUUUUUUUUUGUUAUGUUUAUAUAAAAUAAGAAUUUGUUAUUAAAAUGUACCUUUUUA
Messenger RNA from Diabrotica virgifera virgifera (western corn rootworm), 1094 nucleotides. Its product is annotated as ADP,ATP carrier protein 1-like. Gene Ontology annotation, molecular function: ATP:ADP antiporter activity. Gene Ontology annotation, cellular component: mitochondrial inner membrane. The record is from RefSeq and is a predicted model, not a curated record. Gene Ontology annotation, biological process: mitochondrial ATP transmembrane transport; mitochondrial ADP transmembrane transport. The coding region runs from base 293 to 1030 and encodes 245 amino acids. Lineage: Eukaryota; Metazoa; Arthropoda; Insecta; Coleoptera; Chrysomelidae. The transcript is spliced from 5 exons.